Messenger RNA from Pediculus humanus corporis (human body louse), 2724 nucleotides. Its product is annotated as peptidyl-prolyl cis-trans isomerase G, putative. The transcript has 12 exons. Gene Ontology annotation, cellular component: nucleus. Gene Ontology annotation, biological process: regulation of DNA-templated transcription. Gene Ontology annotation, molecular function: histone acetyltransferase activity; zinc ion binding. Bases 1 to 2724 code for a protein of 907 amino acids. NCBI's taxonomy places the organism in Eukaryota, Metazoa, Arthropoda, Insecta, Psocodea, Pediculidae. The record is from RefSeq and is a predicted model, not a curated record.
AUGAAUGCGAAAAAACAACAAAGUGCUAGUAGUUCUGAAUCAUCAUCAACAAGUAGUUCUAAUUCAUCUUCCUCAUCAUCAAGUUCGUCUGGUAGUGAUUCUUCAUUUUCAGAUUCAGAAGAAUCAUCAUCGUCACAAAACAGUAAUAAUAAAUCUUCUCCUGAGAAUGAUAAAAAUGUGUCAAAGAGAGUAAAACCAGUUAACAAUACUGCCAAACCUAAAAAAGUUGAAGAAAAAAAAGUUGCUCCUUCAAAGCAAAUCAAUUUGAAAAAAGGUUCCGCAAUAUAUUCAUCGGAAUCAGAUGAAGCUCCUGUGAAAGCAGCACCUGUCAAAAGAAGAUUAUCGACUACUAAACCCAAAGUAACUGCCACUGUUAAUGUAGUACAAAAACAAGCUAGAAAUAAUUCAAAUUCUGUUAAAAAUACUAAAACUGAAAAUUCGCAUAAGUUAAUCUCCGACAAAAAUAAUCUCAAAAGUUCUACAAAGGCUCGAAGUAUUUUUAGUCCAGAUAAUUCAAGUGAAAGCGAUAUAGAAAAAAAUGUAAAAUCUAGUGGUGUUAGUAAUAAUAAUAGUUCGAAAGGAAUAUCGAAAACAUCGCUAAAUAACAAAUUAAAAGAAAAUGAAAUCAAGAAAAAUACUAAAAGAUCAAAGAGUUCAGCCAGUGCUUCAUCAACUGAUUCUACUGAUAGUACUUCAGAUUCUGACAGCUCAAAUAACUCAUCAAUCGUUAAUAGUAAAAUAAAAUCGAAGCCCAUUUUGGAAAAACAAGACUCAGAAAAAACAGAAUCGGAAAAUUCUAGAAACCCGACAAAAUCGAAAACUUCCGAAGGUUCAGAAGUCGAAAGUAAUAAAAGAGGAAUAAUAACGAGAAAAUUAACAAGAUCGUCUAGUGCUAGAAGAUCGAAACAUUUAACUGGUAAAAUUGGAACCGACAGCGAAUCCGAAACAGAUGUAAAGAGUUCAAAAACGGGUAAAAAAGUAGGUCCAAAAGGUCCCAUCAAUCGAAAUAAAAAUUCUAAAGGUUUGCCCUCGAGAACUACAACUCUCGUGUGUGACGUAAUCACGGAAAGAAAAUGUCCGGUUGAAGGUUGUAACAGUUUGGGUCACUUCGGAGGAAAUUACGAAAAACAUUUCACGGUCGAAGCUUGUCCUUUGUAUCACAAUAAAACACCUGAAGAAUGUAGAAAAAUGGCCGAGGAAAGAAAAAAAAGAGAUGACGAAAGGAAGAAAGCCGUGAUGGCAAUGAGUCGUAAAUCUCCCAAAAGUCAUUCUCAUCAUUUGAACAGCGAGCAACGUACCUACCAAUUGAAAGUCAAAGAAGCGAGAGAAAAAUUUUUAGAAAAAAUGGAUGUCAACGAUGUGAAAACCGAAGAGAAAGACAGAGAACCCAGACUGGAGGGAAUCGCUUCCGAACACGAUCUCAGAUUAUUUCAAGAAGCUCAAGCCAUGGCCAGCGAAAAAAUAGAAGACGAUUUGAAAACUCUUCCGAACAUAAAACAAACGAAAUACGUCGAAAUGGGAAGGUUCGAAAUGGAAGUUUGGUAUCAGAGUCCAUAUCCGGAAGAUUAUGCCAAAUUACCCAAAUUAUAUUUGUGCGAAUAUUGUUUGAGAUACAUGAAAACGAGAACGAUAUUAAAACGACACAUUGUUAAAUGCGUUUGGAGGCAUCCUCCCGGUGAGGAAGUGUACAGGUUGAGCGUUUGGGAAGUGGAUGGUAAAAGGUACAAACAAUACUGUCAGAAUUUAUGUUUGCUGGCGAAAUUUUUUCUCGAUCACAAAACUCUUUAUUACGACGUCGAACCAUUUUUAUUUUACGUAAUGACGAUCAGCGAUUCGGAAGGAUGUCACACCGUCGGAUAUUUCAGCAAGGUAAGAGAAAAAACAAUUAUCAUUACGUCACAUUAUCACGUCACAAUUUUAUUUAAAAGAAAUCGAUUGUAUUGGUCGUCCAAAAGGGAAGGGAAGGGAGGAUUUUGGGGGUUAAACGAACGACAAAAGAUGAAAAUAAUCGGGAAAAGGAUUGAAUCGGAAGCCGAAGGGUUGGUUAUCGGGGAGAGGGCGGGGGGUUGUCAUGAAUGUGGCGGUUAUGGCGGCGUUGGGAGUCGUUCGUUGGAUUCGUCCUCUUGUCCUAUUGUGAGCCAGCAACCUCCUCUCACUUACACAUGGAAAGCAAGGUCGCGAUUACAGAAAGAAAAGAAAAAAGUUGCAGAAUCAUCAUCAAUGAGAGAAGAAUUCAGAGGUCUAUUUCGGGGAGUUGAAAAGAAUUCAUUUUUAAAUUACAACGUUUCGUGCAUUUUAACAUUACCGCCCUAUCAAAGGCAAGGAUACGGAAGGUUACUGAUCGAUUUUUCGUACCUUCUGACAAGAGAAGAAGGAAAAAUCGGAUCCCCGGAAAAACCCCUGUCGGAUUUGGGUCUCAUAUCUUAUAGAAGUUAUUGGAAAGACGUUCUGCUCGAGUACUUGUGUAAUUUUGGUGGAAAAGAAAUAAGCAUCAAAGACAUAAGUCAGGAAAUGGCGAUAAAUUCGUACGAUAUCGUGAGCACGCUUCAAGCUCUCGGAAUGAUGAAAUACUGGAAGGGAAAACACAUAAUACUUAAAAAACAAGACGAAAUUGAAGAGUACAUAGAUAGAGUCAAAAGGAGAGACAUGGCGCAUAAGGAAAUUGAUAAGAAAUGUUUAAAAUGGGCGCCGUUCACUCCGACACAACCGCAAAACAGUUCGUGA